Williopsis jadinii is the source of this 1314-nucleotide messenger RNA. It is a transcript of the gene PAP2, whose product is annotated as non-canonical poly(A) polymerase PAP2. Gene Ontology annotation, biological process: RNA 3'-end processing. Gene Ontology annotation, molecular function: mRNA binding; poly(A) RNA polymerase activity. The record is from RefSeq and is a predicted model, not a curated record. Gene Ontology annotation, cellular component: TRAMP complex; nucleolus. The transcript has a single exon. The annotation marks the transcript as partial. NCBI's taxonomy places the organism in Eukaryota, Fungi, Ascomycota, Saccharomycetes, Phaffomycetales, Wickerhamomycetaceae.
GAACAUGAACAAAGGAAGCCAUCGGACGAUAUUGUUCUGAUAGAUGAUGAGAGCGAUGGUGAGAAUGAGAACAGCCUAAUACAGGACCCAAUAAACGUAAAUGAACCUGUUGAAAGUAUAAAGCAAGCUGAGCAUAACGAACUGGCUGAUAACAAUGACUUCAUCUCAUUGAAUUUUUCUGACACUGACGAUGAAGGUGAAGCCGGUUAUGUCGAUAACGAAGAAGAUGCAUAUUCCGUUGACGAUUACGAGACGAAUAUUGAUCCCAACGCACCUAUACUAAACGUGGAUGCACCUUGGAUACAGAACCACGAUCAUUCAGAACAGAAGGAGGUUGCGGACUGGCUAACCAUGGAGAUAAACGACUUUGUUGCCUACAUUUCACCUUCGAAGCACGAAAUAGAAGCUAGAAACACGUGCAUCACUCAGUUAAGGCAGUGCAUUAACAAGUUAUGGAAGGAUUGUGAAGUGCACGUCUUUGGAUCGAGCGCUACAGAUUUGUAUCUUCCUGGCUCCGAUAUCGACAUGGUCAUUGUGAGUGAACACGGUAACUAUGGAACGCGUAACAAUUUGUAUCAACUAUCCUCGCAUCUCAAGAGAAACGGGCUCGCAACCAACGUGGAGGUUGUUGCACACGCCAGAGUACCCAUCAUCAAGCUGACUGAGCCACACACAAACAUCCAUAUCGAUAUAUCGUUUGAGCGUACCAACGGUAUACAAGCUGCUACUGUGAUAUUAGACUGGCUGAAGGACACUCCCGGGCUAAGAGAGCUGGUAUUGGUCAUUAAACAGUUUCUUGCCGUGAGAAAGCUGAACAACGUCCGCCACGGAGGACUCGGCGGUUAUUCCACCAUUUGUCUCGUGUAUUCCUUCUUGAGACUCCAUCCAAGGAUCAGCACAGGCAACAUCGACGCCCUGAGCAACCUGGGCGUGCUGCUGAUCGAGUUCUUCGAGCUCUACGGUAAGAACUUCAACUACGACGACGUCGUGAUAUGUGUUGAAACCGACCACGUCUGUUACCUUAAAAAGUCCGAGUACAGGGACAUGCAAGGCCGCUCUUCCUUCACGCUAGCGAUCAUGGACCCUUCAGACUCCUCGAAUAACAUAAGCAGGGGCUCGUUCAACGUUCUUGGGCUGAAGAAGGCAUUCAACGGUGCUUUUUGGUCACUGGCUAACCAGUGCUACGACUUGGAGAUGGCCACUUAUAAGCAGAGAAUCGGCAAGAGCGUGUUGGGAAGCAUAGUGAAGUACCGCGGCAAGGAGAGAGACUUCAACGACGAGAGGUCUCUGGUACUGAACCAGGCAAUGAGUGAA